Molecule: messenger RNA, 2492 nt
Organism: Diachasma alloeum
Lineage: Eukaryota; Metazoa; Arthropoda; Insecta; Hymenoptera; Braconidae
Gene: IntS9
Product: integrator complex subunit 9
Exons: 5
Coding region: 378-2357 (659 amino acids)
Biological process (GO): snRNA processing
Cellular component (GO): integrator complex
Source: RefSeq, a predicted model, not a curated record
UAAAUGAUACCAUCGAUUAUUCUGUCUUUAUCCCAGGCUGUCAUAGUGUCAACAAUAACGGUUUUGGGCCCUUUGAUGAGCACGCAGGAGCAAUUGGCCUCCAUUCUCUCUUUAUCCAGCUUGUUGGAGUACCCCUCGAACAGAACAAUCACCUCAGACAUGAUUUCUUUCCGUGAAAAUCUACUCGUGAUCGAUUUGGGUCUAACAAGCGGGACAUUCACCGGUGGAAGAGAACGACGUGUGGAAUUCGAGGUUAUGUUCAAAAAGAGUUGUUGACGUUGUGCCCAGUUGUGUCAUGUUGUGUUUGUGAACUAGUUUUCUUCGAGAAAACCUUGAUAAUUAGUUGAACUAAUGAAUGUGGAUAUAAUUUCGGGAGAAUGAAAUUGUACUGUCUAUCGAGUGAGCCAACAAAGCCAUGUCUAGUCCUGACCUUCAAGGGAAUCACCCUGAUGUUGGACUGCGGCCUGAACAUGCAGUCAAUCCUGAACUUCCUGCCCAUGCCGGUGGUCCCCAGUGCGAAAUUCAACGCCCUCCCGAACUGGCUGCCCCGCGACAACCACCAGGACUGGCAGAUAGAGGGUGAGCUGAAGGACUGCUGCGGCAGGAUCUUCGUCGACUCGACCCCCGAGUUCGCGCCCCCCCUCGAGAAAAUCGUCGACUUCUCCGAGAUCGACGCCAUCCUCAUAUCGAAUUACACGUGCAUGCUGGCCCUGCCCUUCGUCACCGAGGGGACGGGCUUCAAGGGCAUUGUCUACGCCACCGAGCCGACCCUGCAGAUCGGCAAAUUCUUCAUGGAGGAGCUCGUGGAGUACAUUGAGCAGACCCCCAGGGCGACCCUGGCCAAGCACUGGAAGGAGAUGCUCCACGUUCUCCCCUCGCCCCUGGCUGACGCCCUCAAACCCAAGUCCUGGAGGCACUUGUACUCGAUGGCAGCUGUCAACUCGGCCCUGGCGAAUAUCCAGCUGGUGGGGUACGACCAGAAGCUGGACAUCUAUGGGGCACUCACUGUCACCCCCAUCAGCUCUGGCUACUGCCUGGGCAGCAGCAACUGGCUCAUCUCCUGCGAUCACGAGAAAGUGGCGUUUGUCAGUGGCUCCUCCACCCUCACCACUCAUCCCAGACCCAUGGAGCAGGUCACACUCAAACACGCCAAUGUGCUCAUUCUCACUGGACUCACCCAGACACCCACUGCCAACCCUGAUACUAUGCUCGGGGAACUCUGCAUGACUGUUGCCAUGACCCUGCGGAGUGGAGGCUGCGUGUUGAUCCCCUGCUACCCGUCAGGAGUGGUUUAUGACCUCUUCGAGUGCCUCAGCACUCACCUGGACAAGUCAGGCUUCACCCAGAUUCCCCUCUUCUUCAUUUCUCCAGUGGCUGAAACCUCCCUCGCCUACUCGAACAUCCUCGCCGAGUGGCUGUCGACGAGCAAACAGAACAAAGUGUACCUCCCCGAGGAGCCCUUUCCCCACGCAUUCCUCGUGAAAAAUGCCAGACUGAAGCACUUCACGUCCACCUGGGCCGAGGGCUUCAGCACGGACUAUCGUCAGCCCUGCGUCGUUUUCUGCGGACACCCCAGUCUCCGGUUCGGCGAUGCUGUGCAUUUUGUGCAGCUCUGGGGAAACAAUCCUCAGCACACCAUCAUAUUCACGGAGCCGGACUUUCCGUAUUUGGAGGCACUCGCGCCGUUUCAACCACUGGCUAUGAAGGCUGUUCACUGCCCCAUUGACACUUCACUGAAUUUCACACAGGCGAACAAGUUGAUUAGGGAUCUCAAGCCGGAGAAUCUUGUUGUGCCUGAGAGCUACACACAGCCACCCUAUUCUGCUCCGCACAGACUUGAUCUUGUUAUUGAACCUGUUGGGGAAAGUCCCUUAAUCACCUUCAAACGUGGUGAAGUGAUAAAACUUCCCCUGAAACGAAAAAAGGGUCGAGUAUUCAUCGAGCCUGACCUGGCUGGCAAUAUAAUUCCAAAUGAAAUUCGUCCAGGGUUGAGUGUGGCGUCUGUCACUGGUGAACUCCAAGUGAAAGACAACGUCUAUACGAUAAAGGGUCUCGACGACAGAAUAAUCGGAAAGCGAAGGGCCUCGGAUUCAUCAGCCCCCGACAAGUACCAAGUGCUGAAGGAGAGGAAGCACGAGUACGGGAAUAUAGAUCCCCAGGAGCUUCUCCAGAAAUUGAAUCAGGAGGGAAUCACAGGGGGAAAGUUGCAGCACAGCUCUACCUCCACGAACAUCAUCUUGGAUGACGACACCAUGAUACAAAUAGGUGAUAACUCAACACACAUAUUCUGCAAUGGAAACCAAAGCCUUCGGCGAAGGCUCAGAACAGUAAUAAUGCAGUGCCUGAAACGCUUUUAACAAAUGUACAAAGAAUGACUGAUUAAUCUACGAUUCAUCGAGUGAACCAGGAGUAUUGAUGAAUAACAACGAGUAUUUUUCAAAUUCAUAAAGCAUUUUAAUCAUUUCCCCCUCAAUCAUCACCUCACAACUGAU